This is a messenger RNA of Phycomyces blakesleeanus NRRL 1555(-), 1674 nucleotides long. RefSeq lists its product as hypothetical. The record is from RefSeq and is a predicted model, not a curated record. Gene Ontology annotation, cellular component: nucleolus. Gene Ontology annotation, molecular function: nucleic acid binding; ATP binding; RNA helicase activity. The annotation marks the transcript as partial. The transcript is spliced from 9 exons. Lineage: Eukaryota; Fungi; Mucoromycota; Mucoromycetes; Mucorales; Phycomycetaceae.
UGGAGCCAAUUGGAUUUACCCCAAGCCAUUACUGAUGCCCUCAAAUAUCAAAAGUUUACAAAGCCUACUCCAAUUCAGGAACAAGUUCUUCCUGUUGCUCUUCAAGGUCGUAACAUUAUUGGUGCUGCCGAGACUGGUUCUGGUAAAACUCUUGCUUUUGGUAUCCCAAUCGUUCGUCGUUUGCUCACUAACAAGAGCAAGCACGGUCUUGGUGCCUUGAUCUUAACACCAACCAGAGAAUUGGCCAUCCAGGUCAGAAACCACAUCCAAAAUAUCUCCAUCUUUACCCCCAUCCGCGUAAGUCCUUUUCUUUCUUUCUUAAAAUAUCUUUACAAAGUUGAAGUUAUUGUGGGAGGAAUGUCUAUUCAGAAACAACAACGUGUGCUCAAGACCAUGCCAGAUAUCGUGGUAGCUACUCCUGGUCGUUUCUGGGAGAUCUUCUCAGAGAGUGAAGAGUAUCUGAACAUGUUGAAACACAUCCAAUUCCUGGUCCUUGAUGAAGCAGACAGAAUGCUCGAACGUGGCCAUUUCGCCGAAUUGACAAAUAUUCUUAAUGCUAUUUCUAGCAAGAGACAAUUUAUUUCCCUCUUGAUUCAUCUUGGAAAAUACAAUAUGGUUCAUGGUAUUCACCAAACAUUUGUGUUUACCGCUACCUUGGGCAAGGAUUUGAGAUUCAAUGUCAAGAAGAAGCAUACUACUCGCAAAAACAACGCUGGAUCUAUGGAGGAACUUCUCAGCCGAUUGGAACUAACAAACAAAGACCCGGCAAUUAUUGAUAUGACCACCGAGAAUGUGGUUGCCUCACGCUUGGUUGAAGCAAAGAUCGAUUGUUUAAAGACUGAGAAGGAUCUUUAUGUGUAUUACUUUGUGACCCGUUAUCCAGGUCGUACUAUUGUAUUCGUGAACAGUAUUGAUGCCUUGCGCCGCCUAGUACCUGCUUUCAAGCUACUAGGUGUAGAAGUUCUUGGCUUACACGCUCAAAUGCAGCAAAAGCAGCGUUUGAAGAGCUUGGACCGUUUCAAGACCAACGACAAGGCCGUUCUUAUUGCCUCUGAUGUUGCUGCUAGAGGUCUCGAUAUUCCACUUGUUGACCAUGUUAUUCAUUACCAACUUCCCCGUUCUGGAGAAAUCUAUGUUCAUCGCAGUGGUCGUACUGCAAGAGCAAACCGUGAUGGUGUCUCUUUACUUCUCUGUGGUCCCGAGGAGCAAAAAGUGUAUACAAAACUCUGUUACACCCUUAGAAAAGGAAAGCCAUACCCAGAUUUCCCAGUAGACUUGAGUGUCCUCAAGGAAAUGAAGAAGAGAGUCAACCUUGCCACCGAAAUUGAUAAGCUUGAGCAUCAAGAAAACAAGGCUACUCAUGAAGAGAAUUGGAUGAGAAACAUGGCUAGAGAUAUGGAUCUUGUGUUUGAUGACGAGGUUAUUAAGGGAAGAGGCAAUAACACAGAUACCAAAGCAGUCCAAGAGAAGAAGAAACGAAAGAUCAAUGCAAUGAAGGCAGAGUUGAAGCAGAUCUUGGCUGUACCUAUGCUUCCUAAUGGUGUUUCUAGAAAAUAUGUCACAGGAAGUGGCAUGUCAGAUCUAGUAGCACGCUUGAUUAAGAACGAAGGUAAAAUCGGGUUUUUCUUUACCUUUUUUUUUAAAAAAAAAAACUCUUUCCAUUAUAUGUAUUAA